CCCCUUCAUACCUCCCUUUGCCGCUGCCUGACUUGAUCCCUCACAACCGUCCUUCAUUCCCCCUCCCCUUCCCUCCUCGCUUGGUUAGGUCUACCUUCCUUCUCAACGGUGGUUCCGGACCAGGAGCGUGUUUUCUGAUCGGAAGGCGAUGAGUGACGCACGCGCUCUGGUUUGCUGAUGCAAUGGGAACAGUUCCUGCUUGAGAGGCACUGAGGGAAGCGGCCGGUUCCGCAGACAGAAUCCUCCAGGCUGUGUUUGAAGAUUCUGGAUAAAAAGAAGCUGCAAUUCACACUUUAAAUUAUAAAAAGAAAAGAACUUUCACACUCCUGAAAAUGGCAGACCUUCAGAAUGGAGGCUUUUGCUCUCUUAAUCCACUGGAACUGUUUGAACAAGUAACUGCACAAGGAGAAAAAGUCAGAUCACUAAAAGCCGAAAAAGCACCAAAGGAUGAAAUUGAUUCAGCAGUUAAAUUUUUAUUAUCAUUAAAAUUGAGCUAUAAAACAGCAACGGGCCAAGAAUAUAAAGCAGGUUCCCCUCCGACAGAUUUCACUCCAGUCAGUAAUGGUCCAGGCGAUACAGAAGAUGAUGAUGAUGAUUUUGUAGAUCCUUGGACAGUACAGACAUCCAAUGCAAAAGGGGUGGAUUAUGAUAAGCUUAUAGUUCGAUUUGGCAGUAGCAAAAUUGAUAAAGACCUCAUCAACCGGAUAGAGAGAGUUACAGGGCACAAACCACAUCACUUCCUACGUAGAGGAAUCUUCUUCUCUCACAGAGAUAUGAACCAAAUUCUUGAUGCUUAUGAAAACAAGAAGCUGUUUUACCUUUAUACGGGCAGAGGUCCCUCGUCUGAGGCUAUGCACGUUGGCCACCUUAUCCCAUUUAUUUUCACAAAGUGGUUACAGGAAGUAUUUGAUGUUCCAUUAGUUAUACAGUUGACUGAUGAUGAGAAGUACCUGUGGAAAGAUUUGUCAAUUGAGGAGACUCACAAGUAUGCUGUUGAAAACAUCAAGGACAUUAUGGCCUGUGGAUUUGACAUUAAUAAAACCUUCAUCUUUUCUGAUCUGCAAUAUUUGGGGAUGAGCCCAGGAUUCUAUAAGAACAUUGUUAAAGUUCAAAAGCAUGUUACGUUCAACCAAGUGAAAGGAAUCUUCGGUUUUACAGACAGUGACUGCAUAGGAAAGAUCAGUUUUCCUGCCAUUCAAGCAGCUCCAUCCUUCAGCUCCUCAUUUCCACAGAUCUUCAACAACAGGAAUGACAUUCAGUGUCUGAUCCCAUGUGCAAUUGAUCAGGAUCCCUACUUCAGAAUGACAAGAGAUGUGGCCCCUCGGAUUGGCUAUCCCAAGCCGGCGCUACUACAUUCUGUCUUCUUUCCAGCCUUGCAGGGAGCACAGACGAAAAUGAGCGCAAGUGACCCCAACUCCUCUAUCUUCCUCACUGAUACGCCCAAGCAAAUAAAAACAAAGAUUAAUAAACAUGCCUUCUCUGGUGGCAAAGAUACAGUUGAGGAGCACAGGAAAUAUGGGGGUAACUGUGAUGUGGAUGUGUCUUACAUGUACCUCACCUUCUUCCUCGAAGAUGAUGACAAAUUAGAACAAAUCAAGCAGGCCUAUACAAGUGGAGCGCUGCUGACGGGAGAACUCAAGAAGGCAUUGAUUGAAACACUUCAGCCCUUGAUUGCUGCUCACCAGCAAAGGCGAAAGCAGAUCACAGAUGAAAUGGUGAAGGAAUUUUUGACUCCACGGAAGCUGGCAUUCGAUUUCUAAUUCCAGAAGUGCAUGUUAAUUUAUCAGUACACACAGAGCACAGUGGAUUGAUGUUAUCCUAGCCUCUUGUCUGUCACCUCUCCCUAGCGAGAUACAGGCUGCUUCUAACAAGUUACUUGCAAGGGUACUUUCUGUUGUCAUGGGUGACUUUGGGAAAACAUUGUAUCUGUAGUUGUAAAAACGAGCUAUUAGUUAAGGACUUGAUUUGACUGUAGUUACAGGUUAGCAGGAUAACCUGAUCACCUAGAAAAGAUUGUCAACAAGAGUACCCUAUUUCAUGAAAUGUGGUAUUUUUUAAAAAAAUGUUAAAAUUGCAUUAAUAAACAUUUCAGUGGACCGUGUUCAAUUAACCCGUUGCGCUAGUGGAAGCCAGUGCAAGGAUUUCCGCUAGCACAGCAGUACUUACCCCCUCUCCUCUCCCCCAAGCCUCCUCAAAUCUGCUCCAGAGGUCAGGAGAACCCCCUCUGCGCAGCUUGCAGGGGAAGAGGGCAUUCUUUCAGACAAGCAGAAAUGCUCGUACUGAUGGAACAAUCCUCUUAGUGCUAGGCUGAAUACAACUCAGUGUAAUGCCAGAUUCUGCUACCUUGGAAGCCAUGCUGGACAUGUUUUUACAUCUAAGUCGGAGCUCUUGUUUCAAAGACAAAACUUAACUCUUCAGUCCAGUAUUUAUGUUUAGGGUUCCUUCUUUUCUUUUCAGAUGUUUCGUUACAGUGGACUCGCUUGCAGUUUUGCCUCUUCGAAAGCUCUCUCCACUUGUUAGUCCAAUGUAGAGGGCAAGUGUGUUGAAAGGGGGCUUGGGGCCACACAUUUAACCAUGACAACAAAGUCAGGCUGUUCCUCCUGCACUCCCCAUUUUGCUGACCAGCAUAAUGUCUGCAGUGGGGAACCUUUCCUCCAAGCGUGGAGGCUCCUAGAGCAACUUCGAACUUUGAUCAUUCAGGCUGCUAAAUUGCCCCCCCCCGGGGGGGGGUUUCACCACUCCAGCAGGAGAAUAAUAUGACUUUGAUGUCAGAACUAAAUGUUGGAUUCUGAGCCCCCUUUCACAAUACUUGCCCUCUACACAUGAGUAACAUGUGAAAAGGGCUAAAGGCAUACUUGUGUUUCUAACAGCUUGAUGACUUUCAUAAAGGCGCUUAUAAAUGUGCUUCUGUCUCUGCAGUUCCAGAGCAUAGGACGGUUAAUUGAUGGAUAUUUCUGUGAAUGAUACCUAGCUAGGACUUAGCCUGUUGUACUAAAGCUUUUAUAUUGGAUAUAACCAUACUCUACACAAUUAGGCCCUAUAAACCAGUGGGAACUAAUAAUAACUAUUAUGUCUCAGGGGCAGCAAGGAAUGCUGAGAGAUUAUUACAGUCGACAGUGCAUACAAGGACAAAAUACCUUUUCCAAUAACUGCAAACUAAAAACCACCAAGCACUGUCGUGACGUCAAUGACGUGGCUCCAAGACAAAGAACAUCUUUGUUUCUGUUUUGCUGUGUUUGUAGUUGAGAUUAAGAGUUGGUUAUAUCUCUCUGUUGUCCAUAUAAUCUUUCAGCAUGAAGUAGUCCAUAGAAUAUAGUCCUCAUUGAGUAUUUCCUACAUAACAGGUUUGCAGGUUUGUGAUACAAACAGAAAUAAAGUUUCCUGUUUCCAUUUUGUUUUUAAGUAGUGAGGAUUAGAAACAGCCUGGAUCCACAAUUCAUCAAAACCAUGUGUUGGUGGAGAUUUGCAGUGUACAUUAUGUGCACCUGGCCUAUAUUACUUGCAUUGAAAGCAAACUCUGCCAGCCUGGUACUUCUCUACUUUAAGACUGAACUAGUUGGAAGAUGAUGCGCGACAAAAGAUGGAUGUGGAUAGAACUUUGUAAUUAGAGCAUUGCAACCUACCCUAUGUUGUUGUAGCAAAUCAUGUUAGGGCAUCUGGUUCAUGAGGCUUUGUCUUUUGAUUCAUUUUUGUACAAUAAUGAAACUGUUUUUUUUUUUUAAUUAAAGGGCCAAGUUACAAGGUUGACAGAGAAUCCAACCCUGCUCAGUCAUCUUGUAGAGCAGCUUAAGGGUGUUGAUAUAAAGGGAAUUGCUUGUUAGUGAUGCAUAGCAACUGUACAAACCAAAAUGCUACAUAGCAAAAACACUGCUUUUGCCAUUAUUACCUAUUAUAUAGGCUUAUAUAUUUUUGUGUGAGAGCACUUAUCUGACAUAAAAACCUCCCCUUAAUAAUUAUGCAUAGAUGCAGAUGAAUAUAAGCAUCUCGAAAUCACUUUCAAUUUGCUCAUAUAACACAUCUAAGUUUGUGGUGAGCUAUUUGUGUGGGGCAGGCACUCUGUGUAGCAUGGCUGCCUGCUCUUGCAAAUCCACCUAACCCAUAAGUUUGCAAUAGCCUGCCAGUGCAGCUGAGUCCGCCAUACACACCAUUGGAGGGCUGCCAAGAUGGUGAGGGGUUCAGACAUAGGUUUUAUUGAAGCAAAACCAUUUGUGCUGGGGGCACAAAAUUAAACCCCCCAAAAUUAGCAUAAAAUACCACACCACCAUUAUAUAGACCCAUCCCCUUCCGCACAUUCCUACCCCCACCCAGAUGUCCCCCUUCUGGAGCAGAACCACCCCCUCCAUUGCCUCCCCUUAUCUUUCUGAGCCUUGUAGGGCUCCCUGCCCUAGUGUGCCCUGAAGGGCUAGAGGUCCCCUGAACCUCUAGCAAGGGCUAGAGGGGUGUGUGUGUGUGUCUAGCAGCGUCCUAAGAGGACUGGUUGAAAGACCUGGGUAUGUUUAAACUGGAGAAGGGUGAUCAGUGUUUUAUUUAUUACUACAUUUAUAUCCCACUUUUGCGCCAAGGAGUUAAUGGUGGUGUGCUCAUUUCUCCCCCUCUCCAUUUUAUCCUCGCAACAAACCGUGUGAGGUAGGUUUGGCUGAGAGAUAGUGACUGGCCCAAGGUCACCCAGUGGGCUUCAUGGCUGAGUAGGGAUCUGAACCCUGGUCCUAGUCUGACACAGAGAGGAUGGAACAAACUUAUUCUCUUUUGCUCUAGGGGGCAGGACUCAAAACUAAUGGAAAUUGCAAGGAAGCAAAUAUUACAGGAACAUUUUUGUUUUAUUUAUUUUCUUAUAUUUAUAUCCCAUCUUUUUCUUCUGUCAUGUAAACCAAGGUGGCAUACACAAUGGCUGCCAGGCAGUCACCCAUCAAAACAAUAACCAGACCUAAAGUAAGAGCCAUUGGAGAGUGGGACAAAACAUUUAAGCAGAGGUUGGAUGGUGAUCUGUCAGGGAUGCUUUAGUUGCAAGAUUCCUUGAGCAGAGGGUUGGACUAGAUGACUUCAAACGUUCUGUGAUUCUGUUGCCUUUGGACAAACAGUGCACCACUGUCUGGGAAUCAAACUGUGAAAAAAUUUAAAGGGGUACCCAUAUAUUCUGGGUUAAUCCCCAUCAGCCCAUAGAAUGAUACUGUUGCUUGUGUGUCCAUUUUGUCCAUAUUUAAUGAGAUUCAGUGAUAGAACACCUGCUUUGCUUGCAAGAAGAUCCCAAGUUCAGUCCCUGGCAUCUCUAGUUAAAUAGCUAGGUUGCAAGUGGGGGAAAGAAUAUCUGCCUGCAGACCUCUGGCUACAGUAGACAAUGUUUGGCUAGAUGGAUUAAUAAUCUGAUCUGGAAUAAAGUAGCUCAUGAUGCCUCCAUUGUCCACCACUGAAUCACUCUCUUUCAAGGGGUGGUUCUUUUAGUUUUUGUUACUUCUUUCUCUCUGCUCCAUCUUUAAAUAAAGUCUAGACUAUUGCAUA
This is a messenger RNA of Rhineura floridana, 5496 nucleotides long. It is a transcript of the gene WARS1, whose product is annotated as tryptophanyl-tRNA synthetase 1. Gene Ontology annotation, molecular function: tryptophan-tRNA ligase activity; ATP binding. Bases 333 to 1760 code for a protein of 475 amino acids. The record is from RefSeq and is a predicted model, not a curated record. Lineage: Eukaryota; Metazoa; Chordata; Lepidosauria; Squamata; Rhineuridae. The transcript has 11 exons. Gene Ontology annotation, cellular component: cytoplasm. Gene Ontology annotation, biological process: tryptophanyl-tRNA aminoacylation.